Messenger RNA from Pisolithus orientalis, 600 nucleotides. RefSeq lists its product as uncharacterized. The transcript has 4 exons. Bases 1 to 600 code for a protein of 199 amino acids. NCBI's taxonomy places the organism in Eukaryota, Fungi, Basidiomycota, Agaricomycetes, Boletales, Pisolithaceae. The record is from RefSeq and is a predicted model, not a curated record. Gene Ontology annotation, molecular function: protein binding.
AUGUCACAUGGAGAAUUGCUGCACCCUUCCCGCAACGAUGACGGGAUUCGAUGGGACCACGGCCGUGGAAGCGGGAUAUUGCAGGCAUUUUCCCAAGGGACCGCGUCCAGGGCCUGGUCGGUUGUUGUUAGCGGCAGUUCUGAUGGAAGUGCGGUCCUGUGGGAUUUGAACCGAGGGACAUACGUGCAGUCGAUAUGGCAUGCUGAGGGUAAUAUUCGUUCGGGGAGUGCUUCUGUUGAUCUUGUAGUGAUCAACGAGUCUACGGGGUGUAUUGCAACGCGUUCCACUCGUUAUCUGUGGCUUCAUACCAUCACAGCGAGGCCAAUUGCGAAACUUGACUUGUCGUUGACAUGCGACCCCACUUCUCGAGUUUCGUCUAUCGCAUUCCACGAGCACGAGUACUCCGCGCUAGGUAUUCUGGCUGUGGGGGACGGGCAGGGUUCCGUGAUACUCUGCACGUGGAAUGCAGAUGGAGCUCCUCAAGACGCGAAUGCUCAGUGGGAGUUCGUGGAGGUACGGUGUCUUUCGCCAGAACAUGGCUCAUCUGCAGCCGUUGGAGACGCCUCUGGGGGCAUGUUCCGUUGGGCUAUACCUGACUGA